CACAAAUCUGACAGAGAUUCCGUUCGAUUCAAUGGCGCUCUGGAGAUCCUUGCUGUAGUCAUCCAGUGUCUGAUGUCGGGACGGAUCCAAAGGGGAAUAUUCGGAAUGGAUGCCAUGGACAAAAACUGUGUCAACCGGAAGUAUUUGAGCAUGUUCGGUGAUUUUCCAUCGAGUGAACAGAUGUGACAUUAUCUGCUGAUAGUAAAAGGAGUCUAUAAUGCGAAUGGCUGAUGAUACGAUUAUUGAGGCAGUUCUGGACGGUGAUCAUCCCGAUGGUUCUCGGGCAGCUAAAGACGCCAGACAAAAUGCCACUCAUGUACUAACCGAGGAAAUCUGGAGGAUAAUUCAUAUCAUUAAUCCUGUUGUAUGGGGACUGUUGUGUAUGGCCCUAUUUCGAGGCGUUCUCAUGACCCUGGUCGUGGUGUUGUCAGAAGAAUUCAAAUUUCGUGACUUGCCCUAUGCUCCUCGCCUAACGUCGCAAGUGGUCGCGGUCGUAGGAUUUGGCGGACUCUGCUUUAUCUUCGCAGACAGCCAUCUUCUCGCCGUCAUACGCACUCGGCGGUUGCACAUACAGGUUCGCACAUUCCGCCGGAGGCCGGACGCGCCCGUAGAAGAUGAACAGAUGAUAAAGAGCGCAACAGAAUGGUUGUGGACCAGCCAUCAGUUGAACACCGUUAUUAACAUCGGUCGCCCUACGACGGGUGCUCACGCACUGCAAAUAACGAUCUUCACCAUCAUGCACCAUACGUCGACGCGAUACUAUCUGCCACAGAGCCGCAUUCUGUUCCCGGUGCUGAUUUUUGAAAGCUUCGUGUAUCUUGUGGGAAGUUAUUGUCAAUCCCACCUAAUCGAUCUGCAGUCGGCAAUUCUCCACGCAUGGUACCGCCAUGAUGUCGGUAAUUAUGAAGCUGACGAUCUACCAAAACCGAAACGCCUACUGGAUCUUCUAAUAGCAUCAGCCAGACAAUACGGCGAAGUCACCCUAUAUUAGCCGUUAUUGAUGUACUGUACUACUCAAGCGAAUGAAUCGUGAUUAAGCGGCUUACCAUGUUCGGAUCGUCUGUUUUGAGUAGCUUACCGUGAGCGUCGUAUGCCUACGCAGAUUUAUCGGAAGCUGAUAAUUCUGUUUCUAAACCGGACCUUAGUUUUUGGUUCUUCCUGUUUUAUACG
Paramacrobiotus metropolitanus is the source of this 1170-nucleotide messenger RNA. RefSeq lists its product as uncharacterized. The coding region runs from base 218 to 991 and encodes 257 amino acids. NCBI's taxonomy places the organism in Eukaryota, Metazoa, Tardigrada, Eutardigrada, Parachela, Macrobiotidae. The transcript has 3 exons. The record is from RefSeq and is a predicted model, not a curated record.